Anopheles coustani is the source of this 3639-nucleotide messenger RNA. RefSeq names its product netrin receptor unc-5-like. Lineage: Eukaryota; Metazoa; Arthropoda; Insecta; Diptera; Culicidae. Bases 1 to 3639 code for a protein of 1212 amino acids. Gene Ontology annotation, molecular function: netrin receptor activity; protein binding. The transcript is spliced from 11 exons. The record is from RefSeq and is a predicted model, not a curated record. Gene Ontology annotation, biological process: motor neuron axon guidance; netrin-activated signaling pathway. Gene Ontology annotation, cellular component: membrane.
AUGAGGAUAAGAAAAGCGACACUGUUUCAAUUAUUUAUUAUCGGCUUGUUCGGCUCGCCGUCGGUGGUUGUAAUUGCCCAGAAGGUGAACAAGGACCGCCUACAGCAACAGCAACAUCAGCAGAGGCAGCUUUUAGGUGGUCCACACGAGCCCUGGGGUCAGGUCGGUCACCAGCAGCGCGGCUAUGCACCUCCGGCGGGCGACAACAACGAUUUCGGCUACAUUUCCGACGCCAUGUUGCCGGAUGUGCACCACCACAGCGAUGGUGGUCAGCUCCCGCCGGCAACCAGCUUUCCGAGCCCGUUUUCCGGCACGGUGACGAACGCGAAGCCGAAGGGAAACCACGACGAGGAGGACGGCAACGAAAGUCACGGAGGCGAUGGCGAUGAGGGAGAUGACGAUGAGGACGAUGGAUACGAUGAUGGGGGCGAGGAGCUGUUGGAGCACUAUGAUGUGGAUGCAAGGACUGCGGAAGUGGAUCGGCCUGAUCGGCCCGAUGGACAGAAGCACGACUCGCUUGACUAUACGGACAACUUUGAAUCGGCGAGCAUCGAUCAGAUCGCAACGUUCGGCGGUGGGCAAGAUGGGACGCCACUUCCUGUGUUUUUAGUUGAGCCAAAGAGCGCAUAUGUGAUGAAGAAUCGUCCGGCGGAACUGUAUUGUAAGGCGUCGCAUGCACUUCAGAUCUCGUUCAAGUGCAGCGGAAGCACGAAGCCACCACCAACGGUGAAGGAACACCACACCGAUCCACACAGCGGCAUCCAGCUGCAGGAAGCCACGGCCACCAUCACGCGCGAGCUGGUCGACGAGUUCUUCGGCGACGGUCCAUUCAAGUGCGAAUGCCGCGCUUACUCUUCCCGGGGCCACGUCAAGACGCAACCGGUUACGAUCCAGGUGGCAACCAUCAAGAAGCAAAUUAGCAUCUCGCCGAGGAACGUGCGCGUCGGUACGGGUGGUCGGGCCGAGCUGAACUGCAUCGCGAAUGCAACUCCGGCGGCCAAAGUCGUCUGGCUGAAGAACAACAUACCCGUGCAGCCCAAUCCACCGUUCGUCCUCGUCGGCGACAAUUCGCUCCUGAUUGCCCGAGUCGAGCUUCAGGACAUGGCCAAUUAUACAUGUGUUGCGGAGAACAUCGCCGGCAAGCGCAUCUCUGAGCCAGUUUCAAUCACCGUGUACGUCGACGGUGGCUGGAGCCCCUGGGGUCCCUGGACAGACUGUAAAUGUCCUGGCCAUCCAAAGCAAGGCCAGAAGCGAACCCGAGCGUGCAACAGUCCUGCACCAAUCAACAAUGGAGCGCAGUGUCCGGGGGCGAGUACUGAAACGACGCCCGAUUGUCUUCCUUGUUCCGAUGAUGUCCAAAUAGUGAAUCCGAACGGAUAUCACCUGACCGCCGGCCGCUGGUCAGCCUGGUCGGAGUGGAGCGAAUGUGGUCCGGACUGCACCAGAACUCGGCAGCGAUCUUGCAUCGGCGGUAGGACAGGGGCGGCAGCGUCGACCCAGCUGAUGGCCUCUCAGUCCGGAGGUGCCCAUACGGUGACUAGUGCGGCCCUCGUGGCCAACGGGUCCUCCUCCACCGGUCCCGACAGAGCGCAGGCCUUCGUCGUGGACAGUCCUACGAUCGUGAGCUGCGUCGGGAAGAGCCAGCAGACGGAGAAGUGUAAUGGCGGGAUGUGUAACUACACGGUCCAAGAUUCAAGCUGGACUGCGUAUUUGUGGAUCGCACUGGUUGCCGCAUUUUGCAUUGCAGUAGGUGCCGGUAUCUCCAAGUUUGUCCGACGAAAAAAAACAAUUCCUGCCUAUAAUUUAGCGCGAUCAGAAAUGCCAACCGAAUAUUUCGCCAACGAGAGCAAAAAGCUGACCCAUUUCCAGCCGGACCUGACGCAGAACACGGUGCCCAUCAAUUACGAGUAUCCCCUGACGGCCGCCCACCACCAGCACCAUCAGCACUCGCAGCCCCAUCUGACGAACCUCCCGCACCAUCAUCAGUCUUCUCUGCACCACCAGCACGGUGUCGGCGGGCUGCAGCAUCUGCAGAACCAAUCCGGCCAGCAACAACCGCCAACCCUUCCGAUCGGGGGGCUGAAAACUUCGUCCGUGCCCUUGCCACGCUCCAAUUCCGAGCACCACUACGACGUGCCCCAUUUGUGCCAGAACUACAUCUAUCCGCUGGACAAAGUCAGCAUCAAUGAAUCAUACUCCUCGUCCACCUAUUCGAAGCGCGUGUGCAGCGUGGAGUCACUGGAAACGUCGACCAACACAUCGGCCGAUUCCGCCUACGAUCAGGCACCGAUGAUCGGCAACCAGGCGACGCCUGCCAUCCGCCCGACCACGCUGGUGGAGGAAACCACCGGCGGGACGUUCCGGGGGACCGAUGUGACGCAAACCACGCUUACGCCGGCCGGAGCUCUGCUCAAGCUGAACACCUACUCGACGGCGCUGCUCAUUCCAGAGGGGGCCAUACCGAAGAACCAGCGCCACAGUGUCGUGCUGUCGAUCGUGCGGGACGACAAGCAUCACAUGCCGGUGCCGACGGGACCCCGGACGACGUACCUCAGCCCGGUCGUGUUCUGCGGCCCGGUGGACACGAAGGUGAACAAACCGUUCGUGAUGCAGCUACCGCACUGUGCGGAGAACCUCUCCAACUGGAGCUACUCGCUGUAUAGUGCGCCGGAUAACGUGACGCCGUGGAGCAAGGUGGUGACGAUCGGCGAGGAAACGCUCAACACGCCUGCGCUGGUGCAGAUCGACAAGCGGUACGCGUACGUGCUGACGGAGUCCUUCGGCAAGUAUGUGCUGGUUGGGGAAUCGGCGACGGACCUGCAGGAGCGGGUUGCCUGCAAGAAGCUCCGGUUGUUUAUCUGCGGCCCCUCGACGGUGCCUGAAUUCUCCGACGUCAGCCUCCGGGUGUACAUCGUGGAGGACAACCCAGGAGCAGAAGAACGCUGUCGGCAGUGCGAGCAGGAGAUCGGCGGACUUGUGCUGGGCCGCAGCUCGAUCCUUUACUUCUCUGACGUGGGGCAGGGCCUAUGCAUCGAUAUGCAGUGUGUCGGUGGCUGGCGGACGAAGUGUGCCAGCGAAAGGCAAACCAUCCCGUUCUCCCACGUAUGGAACAGUAACGGAACGGCGCUGCACUGCAGCUUCACCCUCUGCCGAACCGAGCACGACAAGUGCGACUUCAAGAUCGAGGUGCAAGCCUCACAGGACCCCACGAUGGACACGGGGGUCGCCACGCUCAGCAUUUCCUCCUUCGCACCGAUGGCUCGCGAUGGCCACUGUCAACACUCAUCGAGCUCGUUCGAAACGAUGACCAUCUGCAGCGUCGGCUCGGGCUCGAACGUGCUCAGCACGGAUCGCUUCCGCCUUUCGAAGGACGUCAAGCGGAAGCUGUGCAGGUGUCUCGAUCCGCCGACCCAGAAGCGCAACGAUUGGCGCAUGCUGGCGGCCCACCUGAACGUGGACCGGUACCUCACCUACUUCGCCACGCGACCCUCGCCCACCGACCAGAUCCUGGACCUGUGGGAGUGCCGCAAUCGAGAUCUGAACGCCCUCCAGCAGCUGAUCGAGAUCUGCCGGACGAUGGAGCGGCCCGAUGCGGUCGCCAUCUUGGAGCAGAUCCAGCAGCCGGCUCCCUGGCUGUAA